AAAUUCUCAGCUCUUGGUCUGCAACCCAAACAUUUAUAGCUGUUCCAUCCCAGUAACCUUUCACCAGGAGCUCGUUCACAUGCCCCAGCUGUGUGCCAGAUCCAGCUCAUCAGAGAUCCCUGGCCGGCAUCUCACCACACUUCAGUCAGCCCAGGGACAAAAAUUCCUCCAUUUUGCAAAGUCUGAUUAUUUUCUUGACGACAUCUUUGCAGCCUGGAUGGCUCAACGGUUGAAGACUCACUUGCUAACAGAAACCUGGCAGCGAAAGAGACAAGAGCUUCCUUCAAACUGCUCCCUUCCUUACCAUGUCUACAAUGUCAAAGCAAUUAAGUUAUCUAGACAAUCUUAUUUCAGCUCUUAUCAGGAUCAUGCCAAAUGGUGUAUUUCCCAAAAGGGCACCAAAAAUCGCUGGACAUGUAUUGGAGACCUAAAUCGGAGCCCACACCAAGCCUUCAGAAGUGGAGGAUUCAUUUGUACCCAGAAUCAGCAUAUUUACCAAGCAUUCCAAGGAUUAGUUUUAUAUUAUGAGAACUGUAACUAAACUUGGUGAAAGGACAUAUGUGCUAUCAUUUUCAACACUGAUAUGGUAUCUUCUUCUACUAGAUCUAUUCUUUAUAUAUUAAAAGCCUGUGAAUUUACUUAUGGUCCACAUACCAUCAAAUAAAAUGUUUU
Orcinus orca (killer whale) is the source of this 672-nucleotide messenger RNA. RefSeq names its product deoxyribonuclease-2-beta-like. Gene Ontology annotation, molecular function: deoxyribonuclease II activity. Bases 80 to 541 code for a protein of 153 amino acids. The transcript has a single exon. The record is from RefSeq and is a predicted model, not a curated record. NCBI's taxonomy places the organism in Eukaryota, Metazoa, Chordata, Mammalia, Artiodactyla, Delphinidae. Gene Ontology annotation, biological process: apoptotic DNA fragmentation.